Messenger RNA from Diversispora eburnea, 1392 nucleotides. Lineage: Eukaryota; Fungi; Glomeromycota; Glomeromycetes; Diversisporales; Diversisporaceae. The record is from the annotation of a GenBank genome assembly.
AUGGGAGAUCCAAAGUCAAAACAAUUCGAAAACAUUUAUUACGGACUUUCAAAUUACCCCGGUAUUCUCAAACUUGCACCUAGUGGGUUAGGUUGGAAAACUGCGGAUUCGGAAAACAUAGUAACAAUUUCUGCUGAUGAGUUUAAAAAAAUUCAAUGGAUGCGUGUGGCAAGGGAUUAUCAAUUAAAGGUUGCAUUAAAGAAUGGAAGUGCAGCUAGAUUUGAUGGAUUUGUUAAAGAUAAUUUUGAAAGUUUGAGAGAAAUUAUUCGGACAAAUUAUAAGUUAAAUUUAGAAACUAAAGAAUUAAGUGUUAGGGGAUGGAAUUGGGGAAAAACAGAUUUUCAAGUUUCGAAUACUAAUCUUCAAAAUAAAGUUGAAGUGAGUCUUGAAUUUAUGCAACCAGAACAAUUAGGAGAAGAUGCUAAGGUUAGAAGUAGAAAAGCUCCAGUACAUGAAUUAGUUGAAAUGAGAUUUUAUGUUCCGGGAAGUACAGUUUUAUUUUUCGAAACGGUAAAAGAAAAAGCCGAUCUUACUCAAGUUUCUGGAGAAGGAAUUGUAUUAUUCCAAGAUGUUUUAUUACUGACACCACGUGGUCGAUACGAUAUCGAGAUGUUUCCAACAUUCUUUCGAUUACGAGGUAAAACAUAUGAUUAUAAAAUUCAGCAGACAAGUGUCGUUAGUUUAUUUUUAUUACCGAAACUCGAUGAUCUUCAUGAAAUGUUUGUUGGUCAGACACUAUACCAUUUUCUAGUUUUACAGUUUAAAAAAGAAGAGGAGAGAGAAUUUCAAUUAAAUCUUGAUGAUGAAACAGUACAGAAAGAAUAUGGGGGAAAACUCGAACUUCAAUAUGAAGCACCAGUAUUUGAAGUAUUUAGUACAGUCUUUCAUGUAUUAACCAAAAAGAAAAUAAUCCGACCUUCAGGCUUUCAAAGUCAACAUGAUGAAGUAGCAGUAAAAUGUUCUUUAAAAGCCAAUGAAGGUUAUUUAUAUCCACUUGAAAAAUGUUUCUUGUUUAUUCCUAAGCCACCAACUUUAAUAAAGACAUCGGAUAUUGAAAAAGUUAUAUUUUCCAGAGUGUCGAUGGUAGCUGGUAAAACAGCACAUCUUACUUCAGCUCGAACAUUUGAUGUAAAAUUUAGUAUGAAAAGUGGCUUGGAAUAUCAAUUUUCUAUAUUAGAUGAUUAUGCAGAUGUUUUCAGUAAUAACUCUGAUGAUGAACCUCAUCAAGAUGGAAGAAUAGUUGCAGAAGAUUCCGAUACUGAUAGUGACUCAGAUGUUGCAGAAGAAUAUGAUGAAAAUUAUGCAGGAAUUGGAUCAUCGACAGAUGGAGAAGAUAAAGGGGUACCUAAGAAAAAAGUCAAAAUUUCAAAAACAAAGAAACCCAAAUCAUAA